GAUGAGAAAAACAUGGAAAGUAAAUGUUUCAGCGUGAUUUUAACGGAGCGAAGGAUGGGAUACUGUUUCGCCUGGCACAUGGGACCAACUAACUGAGUGUUUUACCAGGAAUACAUCAACUAAACAUGGACUUCACUGAGAGGUAAACAACCCAUAAGUCAGCAUGGGUUUGGUGAACUUUGUCAUCUCCACGGUGGGGAAAUGUCUGGACGCUGCCUGCCUGCUGCUGGACCUGAAUUUUGUCGUCGUCCACACGGUGGUCCGGUCUAUCCUGGCGGUGGUCACCUUCAUCUACAGCCUGCCCACACUCCUCCUCAGCCUAGUGCUGGAGUUGGGCAACUUUCUGCUGUUUUGCUUGAUGUCCACUGCAGAGGCGACAACACACAUAGCCCAGGGUGCAGUGACCUCGCUGGGCAGCGGGGUGCUGGCUCUGGAGGGGCUGCUGGAGAGCCUGAAGAUGGUGGGUUACCUGUCCAUGCAUGUCCUGCUGCGUGGGAAGGAGCACCUGUAUCGAGGUUUGCUGGUGUUGGUGGAGGGUUGUGGCAUUGCUGUCAGCCUGGUGGUCUAUUUCACUAACACGGUGGUCAACUUUGCGCUCAUUGCCACCCAGAAUCUGUACCUGGGGCUGGUCAGCGUGUGGCAGACGGUCUCCAGCCCGCUGCAGAAGGCGCUGGAGCUCACGCUGACCUCCUUCACCUUCAUCUACAGCAGUGUGGUUGGGACGUCAGCUUUCCUGUGGUCGCCCUGUAAACUGGUGUUAGACUUCCUGGUCUCGCUGGUUCAUAUGUUCAUCAGCAUCUUCAUUCUGAACAUCUACGGCCUCCUGCUCACCGUCACCAUCGCUCUGACCACCACUGCCUACCUGAAUCCAGAGCUGACCAGACAGGCUGCUAUGCGAAUUGUGGAUUACAUGAACUCUUUCUCUGCCCUGCGCAGACUUUAUCAGACUCUACGCCACCUGGUUUUGGGCUUGCACAGCAUCCCAGACUUUGUUCGUGGUGUUGUGCGACGCCUUCGAAGGAUACUCCAUCACCUCCGCCUGCUAGAGAGACGACUUAGGCAGCGGCUGUCCAGACACAGUAGUCAGUUAGGCUUGCUACUGAGGACGCAGCUCAACAGACACAACAACAACAGAGUGCGUGGCGAUGGCGACCCUGGAGAGGAGAGGCGGGACCCACCUGACGGCAGCGCAGGUGAUGGAGUCCACCGGGAAGUGCUGGAUUCAGUUUUGCCCUCCUCCAGUACAACAAGACCGCUAAAGAAGCAGACAUCUUUGGGCAAAGACAGUAAAUCUCCGCCUGCUGAGAACCUCCUGACUCUGCUGAAGGAGCAGGAGGACAGGAAGAAGUGUGUGAUCUGCCAGGACUGUACCAAGACGGUGGUGCUGCUGCCGUGCCGACACCUCUGCUUGUGCAAGGACUGUACAAACAUCCUGCUGAGGCAGCCGAUCAACCAACAGAACUGCCCGCUCUGUCGGCACAUGAUCCUCAACACUAUGGAUGUAUAUCUAUGAGAGAGUAACAGAAGUGGUUAUAAAUCUGAUAAUGUCUUUCCUUAAAGUGAAAAGUUUUCACUGGGUUGUGUUACAAUGAUGUCUGGUUUUAUUUUUUAUUUUUCUCACUGUCAGCAAAUCCCAAAGUCAACAGUACAUUCAUACACAAUAUUUAUUACUUCUCUCACCUGUGGUCUCCGUAUAAAUUCCCCCUUUACUGUAACAGUGGGGCUCUGUAGUUAUUAACGUGUUACUCCAACAGGCAUAAAUAGUGUUGGGGACUAUUUUCCGCCACAGAUGAAUACACAUACAGUCACAUAGUGAGUAUUCAUGUAUGUUGGAUCGACUCAAAAAGAACAACAGUGCUUUUUGUGCUUUAUCAGACUUCAGCCACAGAGACAGUUCUUGUAAGUGUGAUCUGAUUUAUUAUCAUUGUUGGGAUUUGUUGGUAAUAAAGAAAUAUAGAAUAUGAUGAGAUCUAUCUGCUAAGAUUUGGUUUCAGCUUUGGGCAUUCUCUGUCAGCAAUAUAGAAAAAAUAUAUGCUAUUUUUUUUGGGUGCUAAGAUGCACCUGCGUUUUCCAGUGUUGCCUUGAUAUGUCUCAGGUCUUGUAGCCAUGGUAACCAGUAGGUGCGCUUUCCUGUUGCUGAAAUGUUUACCACUGCUCGUGUCUUAAAAUGUACGCUGCUUUCAGUGGACCAAGCUGUGAAGAAAGAGAAAACUGGCACUGUGCUUUUUCUGCAUGAGUACACAAAUGAAUCCACACCUGCUGUUUGUGUAUCGCAGCGUAUUCACAGUAGCGCCUUGAGCUUUUUGUUGCAGUGGGAGAUUUUACCAUUUAAUACUUUUGUAAAAUGAUAACCACUUCAGUUUACCUGUGUUGGAUAGAGCUUUUCACACAGAGUCCUGUAAAGGGAGUUUAAAAAAGAAAAGAAAAAAAAAGGUUUUCUGUACUUGAGGAUAGUGAUUCAUAAAUUUCCAGUCAGGCCUGAUAAAAUGCAGCUUUUAUUCCAUUUGUUCUAUUGAUAGGGCGUAUUCCAGUCUUCCAUCAAUAUUACAGUCACCACCAACACAUAAUCCAUAAAAGGUUUUCACUUUCUUUUGUCAUUGUAAUAAAACAGAUUUCUGUUGUAUAAAAGGACCAUAAACCGAUGAGGCUUCAUAAUUCCAUUUACAUUUGCCUUUUCUUUUUUGUUGAUAUCGAUCAGUGUUUAACGUUUACACAUGUAUUAUUAUCAAUAGUGGCUGAUGUGGAAUCAGAUCUGUGGUGAAAGAAAGUACAAUCUUUCAUAUACCUUCAACUGCUUUACUAGUUUUACUUUAAAUAAUUCAUAUAGGAAUUUGAUGUCUGGGUUAUUUUUGUGACUAUAGAGCGAUGGAAUACCUGUCAAUGACAAAUGAUCAACACAGACUACUCCUCCUGUCAGGUAUUCCUAAAAAUGCUUAUUUCUGGCACUCCUAACUAAAGAUUGCAGUGGACUGUAACAGCUCACAUGUACAUCGUAUGUUGCUACCUGCCGUUUGUUUGACCUGUGUGAACGAAGUUUGAUGGUGUGAUUUAGCAGAAAUGAAUGUAAUGUUUUUUGAGUGAUAUGGCUGCCACGUUACUGGCAUUUCAUAAUAAAACAA
Messenger RNA from Scomber japonicus (chub mackerel), 3119 nucleotides. RefSeq names its product ring finger protein 26 (gene rnf26). Gene Ontology annotation, biological process: protein ubiquitination; ubiquitin-dependent protein catabolic process. The record is from RefSeq and is a predicted model, not a curated record. Gene Ontology annotation, molecular function: ubiquitin protein ligase activity. Lineage: Eukaryota; Metazoa; Chordata; Actinopteri; Scombriformes; Scombridae. The transcript has a single exon. The coding region runs from base 164 to 1513 and encodes 449 amino acids.